This is a messenger RNA of Ciona intestinalis (vase tunicate), 2452 nucleotides long. The record is from RefSeq and is a predicted model, not a curated record. Lineage: Eukaryota; Metazoa; Chordata; Ascidiacea; Phlebobranchia; Cionidae.
UACUGUACCAACGUUCUGUUUCGCAACGUGUUGGAAUUCUCUAUAAGUUGCAAAUUAAGUCUAUAAGUUGCCUGCGUAGCGGACGGGCCGUUAUUCGGUGAGAGAUGCCUCGUUGCAAUAUCUGUCGCAUAGCUUUUGCUAGUGAGAAAGAGUUGGCAGAGCAUGAUACAAGUCAUCAUGGACUUGGGGCGUCUGCGCUUAGACCGCCUUCGCAUUCCUGCGAAAUUUGUCAAAUAACAUUUGCUAGUGAUAUAGAGUUGUCGCUGCACGAAAUGCAAGACCAUGGUCCUGAGGCAUCCGCGCUUAGACCGCCUACAAUAUACGAGCAAUUAGAAUUGACCCCACCGCGUAAACGUACGAAGUAUAAUCUGACUGUAAGUCAGUGUUGUAAAGAAUUUUAUCUGUCCAACGACAACUUUGAGCGCCGUGCGAAUGCUGGUGAUGAAACUGUAAAGCUGUGGGAGAUUCCGCGUGCUGCGUCGCCAACCGCAAGCGUAUCUGAAAUCGUUCCACAAUUGCUGCAAGUGGGCGUUAACGAUAUAGAAGAAUCGCAACAAUUUAAUAGGUCGCCCGUGUCUGGUCCGCGAUUUGUACAUGACCGGUAUACUCAACAAGAUGCCGUUAUGGGAGACCCCUAUUGUUUACACGAGCUCGACUUUACAAAACAAGAGGCAGAGUUUUCUUUUCGCGGGUGUUGUCAAACCGAAGCAGAGAUAGAGAAAAAAUUGCGUAAAUUUUGUGAUCUUUCCGCCCAGUCGCCUCGUGAAUACCUCACAACGCUACAAGUAGAUGGAAUUAUGGGAGAUCCAUAUUGCUUACACGAGUUCGAAUUUACUGAAUCAGAGGCCGAGUUCUCUUUUCGCAGAUAUUGUUUAACUGAAACAGAAAUAGAGGAAAAAAUGCAGAAAUUUCGUGAACUAGCCCUCACUACGCCUGUGGUUGCGCCUGCGUCGUUAGAGCUGCCACAAGAAAUACCCAACGAUGUAAUGGAAGCGGGUAGUGAGCUUAUCGAUGCGGCAAUUCGAAACUUUCAAGUUGGGGGCGGUGUUGUUAACAAUAAUAGUGCUUUGGAUGAGUGGGAAGAAGAAUGGUCUGACAAUGAAAUGGAUGCGGAUAGUGAGAGCGAGCGUACGGAUGAGUCACAAGAAAUAACUGAUGAGGAGGUGGUUGAAGCGGAAGAAAAUUUUAUUAUAGAAAACGCGAACGAGCAGUUUGACGCUAUGUUGGAACGACAUCACAACGCGAUUUUCAAUACGCCACCCGAGAGCGCAAAACGUAGAUAUAUUAAUUACGAUUUCCGGCGAAUGCCGUUACCUCGGGAAGAAUUGUACCGUCGUCUCGUUAGAGUUCUUGCAGAAGGAAAUAUAUUCCAACUUAACGUGGCCGAAGCUUAUCUUUUGGAGAAUAUCAAUACUCACGAGCUUAAAUAUUACCACGCAAACCCCGAAAACACUUCGAUUAUACCUCACGCUAUGACCAUUCGUUCCAUAGAGGAUUUGAAUCGGUUUCUGGAUAUAGUUUACGACUUAGGAAUUCUAGAAGGAACACGAAAUCCAACUGUUGAUCGACCUGAUACAAUAUGGCGGUUAAUUAUGAUACCGAAUGUUUUGUUUAUCAUCACGAAAACAAAGUUUUUAAUCGGUAACGCAGCUGGAAUUCCUGAGGAUCUUUUAUCUCUGCGAAGUUUGGUGUCGUUCACGCACAAUUCCAAAGGAAAACGAUAUACCGAUAAUUUAUGUUUGUUUCGAUGUAUCGCGGCGCAUCAACGUGACAGGUUCGAUGAUAAGAAAAGAAAAAACAAGUAUAGAAAUAUUGAAAGGGAAACUCAUGCGCUUGCUCGUAAAUACGGUAUAGAUCCAAAGGCCUAUCCCGGUGUUGAAAUACAGGAUCUUGGAAAAGCUGAACAAAUUUUUAAUGUUGCAAUCAAUGUUUAUAGCAUGUCUUCUGAACGAAAGCUCGGUGUUGUAAGAAUAAGCUCCGUAAGCAAACCUAAAGGUGGAACAGUGAAACUCUUAUUAAUCAACGAUCAUUUUUGUUAUAUUACAAACCUGCCAGCGCUUUCUAGCACUCACGCAUGUAGUAAGUGUAAAGCGUUAUUUGAUCGGCGUGACAGUUGUGUGCGGCACGAGAAAGUAUGUGAAAGAAUUAACUCAAAACCACGAGUCACUUAUCCGGGCGGUGUAUACAAGCCACUACGCAAUGUAUUCGAGUUGUUGGAACCGUUUAAUAUAAAGGUGCCGGAUGAGUUGCGUUUUACAAAAGAUUUCGCUGUGUUUGAUAUUGAGUCGUUAUUAAGCAAACUACCAACUACUGGCAAAACGACGGAGAAAACAACUGAGCAUCAGAUUGUUAGUGUCAGCGUAGCGUCAACAACGUCAAAGUUCAAAGCCACUUCUGCUUGAAUUUUAUGCAAGUGCUCUACAAAUUGUUCUACAAUAUCCUCAUCAACGGA